Molecule: messenger RNA, 297 nt
Organism: Sphenostylis stenocarpa
Lineage: Eukaryota; Viridiplantae; Streptophyta; Magnoliopsida; Fabales; Fabaceae
Source: the annotation of a GenBank genome assembly
AUGAAGCUCGCUGGAAUUCCAUCCCAAAUCAUGUCAUAUCCGCAGGAAGUUCGAAUAGAGAAAUUGACCGGAUUAGCUACUCUGGGAUUCGAACCCGGAUCGUCUCGUAUCCACGUCCGGACGAGAGAAACGUACCAGAUGAGCUACUGCGAUUUACGACAACAUGAAUGCAUGAAACAGGAUGCUAACCCGAUCGCCCUCACUGGGAUUCUAACCCGAGAUCGUCUCGUAUCCACGUCACGGGACAGAAACGUACCGGAUGAGCUACCGCGGAUUUACGACAACAUGAAUGCAUGA